Aspergillus aculeatinus CBS 121060 is the source of this 3726-nucleotide messenger RNA. Its product is annotated as aconitase. The transcript is spliced from 4 exons. Gene Ontology annotation, cellular component: cytosol; membrane; mitochondrion. Gene Ontology annotation, molecular function: transmembrane transporter activity; aconitate hydratase activity; 4 iron, 4 sulfur cluster binding. Gene Ontology annotation, biological process: transmembrane transport; tricarboxylic acid cycle. The record is from RefSeq and is a predicted model, not a curated record. The coding region runs from base 1 to 3726 and encodes 1241 amino acids. Lineage: Eukaryota; Fungi; Ascomycota; Eurotiomycetes; Eurotiales; Aspergillaceae.
AUGACUUACUUCCGCAUCCCCCUUGUCGGGCUCCGGCUUCAAAUUGCACUGGUGGCUCUGGUGGUUGCACCAUCCUAUAUUCUUUUUGGAUACAACCAGGCUGUGUUGGGCAGCUUGCUGAGUCUGCGCAGCUGGGUGGACGUGUUCCCUGAGAUCGACACAAUUGAUACCUCAGGGGCACAAAAGUCACACAACUCCACGUCUCAAGGAGCCUGCAAUGCUUCGUUCCAGAUAGGCGCUAUGAUAGGCGCGCUGUCGUUGUCGUUCUACGCUGAAAAGCUGGGUCGGCGGCGAGUCAUCUUCCUCGCAGCCAUCAUCACGUUCAUCGGCCAGGCUUUGCAAUGCUCAGCAACAACUCUUGCUCAGCUGAUAGUCGGCAGGGUGAUUAUUGGGUUUGCAAUCGGCCAGACAAGCGGCACCGUGCCGGUAUGGCAGUCAGAAUGUGCCUCGUCCAAGGAUCGAGGACAGCAAGUCGUCUGUGUCGGCAUCUUCAUCAGUACUGGCUAUUGGCUGUGCAACUGGGUCGACCUGGGAUUCAGCUUCCUUUCAUCAUCGACGAUGCAGUGGCGAGCUCCUCUCAUCAUCCCAUUCCUUUUCUCUGCAGUGCUACUGAUGUCUGUCUUUGCCUUUCCCGAGUCCCCCCGUUGGUUGGCUUCCAAGGGCCGACGGGAAGAAGCGAUGAUCAGCCUCGCGCAGUAUCGCGGGAAAGAACCAACCGAUAUCAUGGUCCAGCGUGAGCUCGCCGGGAUAGAACUCUCGUUUGAGGGCACCGAAAGAGCCUCCUUGAAGGACAUGUUCCGCAAAGACGACCAGGACCGACUGUUCUACCGUUUCCUUCUCUGUAUGGGACUCAACUUCUUUCAGCAGGCCUGCGGCGGCAACCUCAUCUCGGUCUACAGCUCCACCAUCUUCCAAAACUACCUCAACAUGACCCCCACGACCGCCAAAAUCCUCGCCGCGUGCGUGCUGAUGUGGAAGUGCAUCUGCUGCUUCAUACCCUGCUGGACGAUUGACCGGUGGGGCCGUCGUCUCAGCUUCAUGAUCAGCGGGGGCGGGAUGGCCGUGUGUAUGGCCGUGCUGGCCAUCACCACCGGCCUGGGGACCAUCACACACACGAAGGCGAUCGUGUACGUCGCCUUCAUGUUCGUGUUCAAUUUCUUCUAUCCCAUCGGCUUCAUGGGCGGCAAUUUCCUGUAUGCCACCGAGGUAGCCCCCGGGCGACUGCGGGCCGCCAUGUCCUCUUUGGCGACGGCCAACCACUGGCUGUGGAACCUGGUCGUUGUCCUUGUCACGCCGGUCGCCAUCGAUACCAUCGGGUAUGGGUAUUAUGUGAUCUAUGCGCUGAUCUCCGCCACGAUCCCAAUCUGUGUGUAUCUGUUCUAUCCCGAGACGAAGAAUAGGAACCUCGAGAUGUUGGACCAGGUGUUUGCUACUGCGCCGUCGGUUUGGAAGGUGGUGAGCCAGGCUCGGGGCCUGCCGCAGGGUGAGCAGUCUGUUGCUCAGGUGGAGGAAGGAAAGGAGGAUGCGGCUGGUGAUGUAGAGAUGCGCGAACUCAAGCGCCCCCUCACAUACUCGGAAAAGGUGCUCUACAGCCAUCUCGACGAAAGUUUCGACGAACCCAUUACACGCGGACAGUCGCAACUCCGCUUGCGACCCCUGCGCAUUGCCUGUCAAGAUGCGACCGCUCAGAUGGCUCUGAUCCAGUUUAUGUCGGCUGGCAUGGACGCGGCGGCCGUGCCCACAACCGUUCACUGCGACCAUCUGAUCGUCAGUCGUGACGGAGAAGACCAAGAUCUGCCCCGUGCGCUGGAGGCGCAUCGUGAGGUCUAUGAGUUCAUGGAGAGUGCUUGUCAGAAGUACAACAUGGGGUUCUGGAAGCCGGGAGCCGGUAUCAUCCACCAGAUUGUUUUGGAGAAUUAUGCUUUCCCCAGCGGGAUGAUGAUCGGAACGGACUCGCACACCCCGAAUGCUGGUGGACUGGGAAUGAUCGCUAUCGGCGUGGGAGGCGCCGACGCAGUCGAUGUCAUGGCAGGCUUACCAUUGGAGCUGAAAGCGCCCAAGGUGCUGGGGGUACGACUGACCGGUCAGUUGUCGAAGUGGGCUUCCCCUAAGGAUAUCAUCAGUACUGUCGCAGGAUUGAUCUCAGUGAAGGGCGGCACAGGCUCGAUCAUUGAGUACUUCGGGCCUGGUGCCCAGACGCUGUCCGCAACUGGAAUGGCGACGGUGUGUAACAUGGGUGCAGAGACUGGCGCGACGACGUCAAUCUUCCCUUACUCGCCCCAAAUGGCAGACUACCUCCGGUCAACCCAUCGCAGUGCCAUGGCUCGCGCAGUGGGAAGUGUUGCGCCAGAACUACGUGCGGACGAGGGUGCAGAGUAUGAUCAGGUGAUUGAUAUUGACCUGUCGACAUUGGAGCCUCGCAUCAAUGGACCAUUCACGCCGGACCUUUCUACUCCACUAUCCAAGUUCGCUCAGACGGCUGAAGAGCACCAGUGGCCUGAAUUGACAGCUGGUCUGAUUGGUUCGUGUACCAAUUCCUCAUUCGAAGACAUGGGACGUGCGGCGCAUCUGGCUCAACAGGCACUCGAUGCCGGUCUCCAGCCGAAGAUGCCUCUUCUUAUCUCGCCCGGAAGUUUGCAGACCCGCGACACAAUCGAGGAUGCCGGUAUUCUGCCCGUUUUUAAAAAGCUGGGGGCAGUCAUGCUGCCUAAUGCAUGUGGACCGUGUUGUGGUUCCUGGGACCGCACUGACAUGCCCAAGGGCACCCCGAACUCGAUUAUCACCUCUUACAACCGUAACUUCUCCGGCCGGCUGGACUCUAACCCAGCCACGCACAUCUUCCUCACCUCACCCGAGCUCGUGAUGGCAAAGGUGUUCUCCGGAGAUCUCUCGUUCGACCCCACAGUCGACACGCUCACCACCCCCUCAGGCGAGACCUUCAAAUUCCAGCCUCCCACCGGCGACGCCCUCCCCAAGGACGGCUACAAAGAAUCCAGCUCCGCCUACCUCGCUCCCCCAAGCAAGCGAGACAACCUGGAGGUCAAGAUCUCGCCAUCAUCCCAGCGCCUGCAACGGCUCGCCCCGUUCGAACCUUGGCACGGCAAAGACUUCGAUGACUGUGUCGUUCUCAUCAAGACAAAGGGCAAAUGCACAACGGACCACAUCACUCCUGCAGGCCCCUGGUUCCGCUACCGCGGCCACCUGGAGAACAUCUCCAACAACACACUGAUCGGCGCCGUCAAUGCCGAGACAGGACAGGUCAAUUCCAUCCGCAACCAGCUCACCGGCGAGGAAGGCCAGGAAGUCCCCGCCACGGCGCGGUACUACAAGAGCCAUGACCAGCCGUGGGUGGUCAUCGCCGACCACAAUUACGGCGAGGGUUCAUCGCGCGAGCACGCCGCGCUGCAGCCGCGCUACCUAGGCGGGGUGGCCAUCAUCGCGAAGUCGUUUGCCCGGAUCCACGAGGCAAAUCUGAAGAAGCAGGGUAUGUUGGCGCUGACGUUUGCAAAUGAGGCCGACUAUGAUCGCAUUCACGCAUCAGAUCGUGUGAGUAUCCGCGGUUUGGCGGGGUUGGCGCCGGGGACGAACUUGACGCUGCAGGUGACUCCAGCUCAAGGGGAUGUUUGGGAAGCGGAAUUGCAGCAUACGUUCACUGAGGAGCAGAUUGGGUAUUUCCGGGCGGGGAGUGCGUUGAAUUUGAUGAGUGGAGGAGUGAACAGUUCAUGA